Molecule: messenger RNA, 784 nt
Organism: Zonotrichia leucophrys gambelii
Lineage: Eukaryota; Metazoa; Chordata; Aves; Passeriformes; Passerellidae
Gene: PDAP1
Product: PDGFA associated protein 1
Exons: 6
Coding region: 109-651 (180 amino acids)
Cellular component (GO): cytosol
Molecular function (GO): RNA binding
Source: RefSeq, a predicted model, not a curated record
CGCAGCGGCAGCGCUCGGGCAGCCCAGCGCGGGGGCCUGCGCUGGGGGCGGUUCCGGUUCCGGUUCCGGCGCCGCUCGGGCCGGGGGGGCCGCGCCGCCAUCGCCGCGAUGCCGAAAGGUAGAAAAGGAGGCCACAAAGGCCGGGCAAGGCAGUACACGAGUCCUGAGGAGAUUGAUGCCCAGCUCCAAGCAGAAAAGCAAAAGGCAAGGGAAGAGGAGGAGCAAGAAGAAGGAGGAGAAGGAGCAACAGGGGACCCUAAAAAGGAGAAGAAAUCUUUAGAUUCAGAUGAGAGUGAUGAAGAUGAUGAGGAUUAUCAGCAAAAGCGCAAAGGAGUGGAGGGGUUGAUAGACAUAGAGAACCCCAACCGUGUCAUUCAGACAACCAAAAAAGUCACUCAGCUGGACCUGGAUGGACCCAAGGAGCUCUCACGACGAGAGAGAGAGGAAAUAGAGAAGCAAAAGGCAAAAGAAAGAUACAUGAAAAUGCACCUAGCUGGGAAAACAGAGCAAGCCAAGGCAGACCUGGCCCGAUUAGCCAUCAUUCGGAAGCAAAGGGAAGAAGCUGCCAGAAAGAAAGAAGAAGAAAGAAAAGCAAAAGACGAGGCGGCCAUGGCAGGUAAAAGACUGCAGUCACUAUCCCUUAACAAGUAAGCACAGGCCAUGCAAGAGGAGGAAACACCAGGGAACUGUGCCUGGUCCUGCCAGGAGCUCUGCCUUCCAUCGCUGCCACGCAGGGCACCCUGCAGCAUUGACCUCACCUCCACCUCCAAGAGACACUGACGAU